AUGGCCCAGAGUAUUCUUCUUCCCUCUUUGCUGCUAUCUUUGAUGAUUGCUGGUAAGACCAUUUUACAAGUCCUUCUCCUUGAAGCAUUCUUUUAAUGAAAACUUGUGUUGAUCUUAAUUGCGGGUAAAUACAUUGGAAAUGCAUCCGUUUAGUCACUUUUCGUUUUACCCGCGAUAACGACAUGCGUGCGUAAUUCAAGGAAAUUAUUGACUUGAAAUGGCUUUGCAGGCUACUUACCCAGUGGUAUGAGGCAUGAGUAAUGGCUAGUUAGCGCUCUUGUUCUAAUAAUCAUUUCUUUAUUAUAGGCGUUAGCCCCGUUUGUCCAGACAAUGAUAUCACCGUCAAAGAUGAGGCUCUCGAUGGAUACAAGUGCAAAAAAUGUCAAACAUGCCCGGCAGGGGAGGGGCUGUCAGUCAACUGCGGGGACGUCAUUACCCCUCAAACACCUAUUAAAUGCCAGUCUUGUGUUCUCGGUGAAACGUAUUCGGGUGGAAAUCAAGCUGGCGCAUGCAAGAUUUGCGACCCUUGUGACGAGUACCAGGAAACUAUCAAAGCUUGUACUCUGACAUCAAAUGCAGUUUGUGGCAACUGCAAGCAUGGGGCCUACUUUGACAACAUAGUGGGAAGGUGCAAGCCAUGUUCUCCUUGCUGUAACGAUGGCAAAGAUAUAUUAGAGCCCGCAUGUAAAGUCCCUGAGGUCGCGGCAAACAUGCGGUGUAACUUUGUGCGAUCUGAGAAGUGCGCAAAGGUAGCAGUGAGGAACGUAAGCACCAGCCCCUCGCCAACACAGCACCCGACUCCAUCAACCGCCGUCAUAUCAAGUCCAACGACAAUGCCCACGACAAAGAAAUUAGAGAAACCGUCAGUUAUUAGUGCGUCAUCUGGCACAUCCUCCCGCUUUAUUGGUAUCGUUGCAGGUGUUCCUACCGGUGCCGUGGUAUUAGCUGUUCUUGUUUUAUUUUGCUACUGUAAAAAAAGGAGAAACCUUAAGACCAAAACUGGCUUGCACACCGUGGAGAAUGAACGUCAUGAAGUUGGGCUUGAGCAAGAUCUUCUGAUUGUGGCUACGCCGGAACAAGAGUCUCCUUACCAGUCCCCGAUGUUACCUGUUGAGGAGACUUGCAAAAAUCCACUACCUAUACAAGAUUCCCAGCCACCAGCAUGUUCUGAUUCAAAAGGUAACUUCAAUCUUGUUAUAUAAUAAGAGACUUAAGUCAUUCCAUGGGCAAAAACUGAACUGAGUACUGAUCCCGCAGUCUUUAUCUUAUAGUAAAUAGGAAAUAAUACGAGUAUCCUCUAUUUUUUUCGGGUCUGUCAAGCGAAACGCGGACGAGAAAAUACAAAUCUGACCAGAUACGUUCCAAAACAAGUUUUUUUUUUUGGCCACACCACCUGGGUCUACGUCCCUCAUUCUUUUCGAACAGUGGGGUGGGUUCUUUUACGUCCCACAUGAACAGAUCAUUGAAAGUGCUGUGUGAAAGUGCUUCUAGUUUCGAGAAACUAGAGGAAUAAGAGACUUUUUAAGUUUUUUAAUUGAGCAACUCUUUCUGCCAUUUCUUUGUUUAGAUUUCAAAACUUCCCAGUCAUAUAAAGACCCUCCGAGUAUGCUCUCCAUUGAAGACCACAAAGAGACCGCGGCAACCCCCAGGAAGACUGGUGACGAGCCGGACAGAGUAUAA
Molecule: messenger RNA, 1680 nt
Organism: Porites evermanni
Lineage: Eukaryota; Metazoa; Cnidaria; Anthozoa; Scleractinia; Poritidae
Source: the annotation of a GenBank genome assembly